GACGAGGACUAAGCAGCAGCAGCAGCAGCAGCAGUAGGAUCUUGAGAGCAGCGUCAGUGAAAACAGAGCCGUGACUGGAAAGAAAGACACCGACCAACCAACACCUAGACGGCCCUAGUUAUAGUUCAACGCCAACCUUAACUAACCUGUUAACUUCGUCAGUCCAGAAGUCUUCAAGCUGUCAAGAAAGAGUUUCUCUCACACAACAAAAAGGUCCUCACGAGGCAGCAAACAACACCAUGGCUCAGGAGACCAAUCAGAGCCCGGUUCCUAUGCUCUGUGCCACCGGCUGUGGUUUCUAUGGCAACCCCAGGACUAACGGCAUGUGCUCGGUGUGCCACAAGGAACACCUGUCGAGACAGAACAAUGGAGGAGUGGGUUCUCUUAGUGCUAUGGGCAGCAGCAGCGGCAGUGGCUCCUCGGCUGAGGCGUCUGCCAUCCAGAGGCUGGAGGCCACUUUAAAUAACGCUGCAGCGGCUGCAGUCGCCGCUGCAGAAGCCUCAGCUGAAGCCGCUGCUGAGGCCGAGGCUGCUGCCACAGAAGCGCUCAGUGGGGUUUCCACGGCUCUGACUGAGAUGAGUCUCGCCUGUGAGGACAAAGGAGCAUCAGCGAGUAAACUGGAUCUCACAGAGCCAGUGGUGAGUCAGCCCACGGUCUCUGUGUCACUUCCCUCCACUGCUGGCAGUGAAGAUUCCAAAUCCCCUGAGCCCCAAAAACCCAAGAAGAACCGCUGCUUUAUGUGCCGCAAGAAGGUUGGCCUCACAGGUUUCGACUGCCGAUGUGGUAACAUUUUCUGUGGAAUCCACCGUUACUCCGAUAAGCACAACUGUCCCUACGACUACAAAGCCGAAGCUGCCGCCAAGAUCCGCAAAGAGAACCCUGUAGUCGUCGCCGACAAGAUCCAGAGAAUAUGAAGAAAACGCUGCCACUCUGCAGUUUGACUUUGAAUUUCCGGGAGCAAUCACAUCUAACAACAACAACAACAACAACAGAGGAAAAACAAAAAAAAGAUAAAGACUUGAGCCCAACUUUCUUUGUAAAGGAUCUGUUUGUUUUUUUCUUUUUUGGGGGUUUGUUACACAUUCAGGACAUUUUUCCCCAGUGCAUGAAAACUCACAUAUUUUCAGCUUUGUUCUCGUCUGAGUGUGAGUUUAUGUGAAGUGUGAGCACAUGAUAUGAUGUGUGAGAGGGAGGCUGUCGGUCAUGUGACCUCUGACCCCAGACUCUGACUGUUACUGCUGUUGGCUGUGGGGGGGGGACAUCUCAGCUGUGCUUGCUCUCUGCUGGCUUGAGUAGCAAAAUGGAUAUUUGUCUUUUUUCCCUCUUGUUUCUCUUCAUCACCUUGACCUCUGUGUCUCUGUGAGGUUGAACUGUGAAAUGCCACUGACGUGGUCAGACUCUCUGUGCUGGUUCGUUCUUAAAGUGAAACGCUUCUCUGUGCUGCUGGGAUCUUGUCCACUGGCUUUUAAACAAACAAAAAAAGACAGACUUGUUGUUUCCUCGCCGGCUCCUCCUCCCUCCCUCCCUUUGAUUGUGUGUCUGUGUGUGCACUCGCAGCGCUAGUUUUGGAACGCUGUGACCCCGCCCCCGUGUCCAGGAUCAGGAGAACAGACACUGAAACCACGUGACCCCACACGUGUCGCCUGACUGUGACGUCAUAGGUCUUUUUUUUUCCUUUCCGUUAUUUUCUAGAUCAGUGAUUCAUUGUUGUUUUGAUAAGUAGCCUUACACCUGUGAUUUUUGCCUUCUUUGCUUUUUACUUCACUUCUGUUUUUAAUGUGAGCGACACAUUCACAACACGGGGAGUGUUGCACUGCUGCAUACAGGUGUGUGUGUCAUACAGAGGCUGCAGUGAAUAGUGAUACCUGUGGACGUUGGUUUAUUAAUGAUUUGUGAUGUUUUUUCCCCCUCUGGCUGCUUAACACGUCUUUUCUGUUUUUUACCCUUUAGUUAUGCAAGUUUGUACAAACCUUUAUUUAUAUACUGCAGUGUGCAUAAUCUUCCAUUAAUACAAAAUAAAUUGUAUGAUGUAAAUAAAUUCUGUUCAAAUGUA
Messenger RNA from Solea solea (common sole), 2053 nucleotides. It is a transcript of the gene zfand5b, whose product is annotated as zinc finger, AN1-type domain 5b. The coding region runs from base 240 to 914 and encodes 224 amino acids. Gene Ontology annotation, molecular function: zinc ion binding; DNA binding. The transcript has 6 exons. NCBI's taxonomy places the organism in Eukaryota, Metazoa, Chordata, Actinopteri, Pleuronectiformes, Soleidae. The record is from RefSeq and is a predicted model, not a curated record.